Messenger RNA from Tripterygium wilfordii, 564 nucleotides. Its product is annotated as B3 domain-containing protein At2g24670-like. The record is from RefSeq and is a predicted model, not a curated record. Bases 1 to 564 code for a protein of 187 amino acids. NCBI's taxonomy places the organism in Eukaryota, Viridiplantae, Streptophyta, Magnoliopsida, Celastrales, Celastraceae. The transcript has 2 exons. Gene Ontology annotation, molecular function: DNA binding.
AUGGGAAGAAUACUGCAAAUUGAGGAUUUGAAAAGCAUUGAUGGUGGUUCUUCUGAGAAGAGGCAAGAAGAGGCAAGAGAAGGUGAUAGAGAAGUUGAAAAGGCUGCAAAGAUUUUGACAGAGAUGGCAUACCACAGCUUUCCCCGAAGCACAAGGAAUACAAAAACAGAGACUGUUGGGUUACAGAGUAGGAAGCCAAAUAUUGAAAACAUUAUUUGGAAAAAGCAAGUCACAGAAACAGACUUGAAUCCACAUCAUAGGCGUUUUGCAAUGCCAAGUGGAGAGCUCAAGACUAGAGAAUUUCUCAAAAGAAAAGAGCAUACGAUUGUAGAUAGAAAACCAGUCGGGGGCUCAAUUGAAGUAACACUGCUGGUGCUGGACCCUGUUCUUGAAGAAUUCAAAGUUAAUUUCAAGAGAUGGAAGAUGCGUAAUUCUUUCACAUACAACUUGACCUCUGGUUGGUUAAAGGUUCUGGAUAAAGCUCUGUUGAAUGUAGAUGAUUGGGUUCAGAUUUGGUGUUUCCAGAGGGACUCCAAAACCUGUCUGGCUCUCGUUAAAAUUUGA